This is a messenger RNA of Peromyscus californicus insignis, 1542 nucleotides long. RefSeq names its product cytotoxic and regulatory T cell molecule (gene Crtam). The record is from RefSeq and is a predicted model, not a curated record. Gene Ontology annotation, biological process: cell recognition; detection of tumor cell; positive regulation of natural killer cell mediated cytotoxicity directed against tumor cell target. Gene Ontology annotation, cellular component: plasma membrane. The coding region runs from base 1 to 1176 and encodes 391 amino acids. Gene Ontology annotation, molecular function: signaling receptor binding. The transcript is spliced from 10 exons. Lineage: Eukaryota; Metazoa; Chordata; Mammalia; Rodentia; Cricetidae.
AUGUGGUGGGGCGUUCUCAGCUUGCUGUGCUGGGUCCCGUUGCAAGCAGCCUCGCUGACCAUGGAAACCAUCACAGUGGAGGAAGGCCAGACACUCACCCUAAAAUGUGCAACUUCUCUGACGCAGAAUGCCUCUCUCCAGUGGCUGGCCCCUUCCGGGUUUACCAUUUUUUUUAAUCAACAUCCUGCUUUAAAAAGUUCCAAAUACCAGCUUCUCCACCACUCGGCCACAGAGCUCUCCAUCCGGGUGCCCAAUGUAACUCUGCAGGAUGAAGGCCUGUAUAAGUGCUUACACUAUGGAAGUUCCGUGAGGACGAACCAAGUGAGGGUGAUUGUGUUAGUGACUCCUUUGAAGCCGACUGUGGAAGCUUUGGUUCUCAGAAGGCAGAACGGUGAAAAACAUGUUGUACUGCAAUGCUCCACAGAGAGGAGCAAGCCCCCUCCUCAAAUCACCUGGCUGCUGGGGAGUGGUAUGGAGAUCUAUGGCGGACUCCACCAUGAGUUUGAAGCUGAUGGGAAAACCUGUAACACCACCAGCACGCUCAUAGUCCACUCGUAUGGCAAAAACUCAACAGUGCACUGCAUUAUCCGGCACAGCGGCCUGCAAGGAAGGAAGCUGGUUGCCCCCUUCCGGUUUGAAGACUUGGUUGCAGAUCAAGAAACAGCUUCAGAUGCUCCGGAGCAGAGCUCUCUCAAGUCUCAAGCCCCCCAGCAGCCCACGAGUAUGGUCUCAAUGAUGGGAAAUUCCAGUAUACAAGAGAUUGACGAGGAAGAGGAAGAACAUGUCACUCAAGACCCUGACUUGGCCACCGAAGCCAGCGCUCAGUACAUAGGCCUGGAGAAGAGGAAGAGUGGCAUCCUGCUGCUCAUCCUGGUGUCCUUCCUCAUUUUCAUCCUCUUCAUCAUUGUUCAGCUCUUCAUCAUGAAGCUCCGUAAAGCACACAUGAUAUGGAAGAAGGAAAGUGAAAUUUCAGAGCAAACUCUAGAAAGUUACAGGUCAAGAUCCAACAAUGAGGAAACAUCUUCCCAAGAGAAUAAGAGCCAGACUUCACAGCCUAAACGUUGUAUGAACUACAUCACUUGGUUAUACUCAGGAGCCAAAACAAAGAGGAAGGAGAAUGGGCAGCAUUGGAAACUGGAAGGCAAGAACAGUCGUGUCCCAGAGAGUAUUGUUUAAGUGUUCCCUGCCACAGAAGACAGGAUUUCAGGGCAGCUGGAUAAGGCCCUGGAAAGGAGCAUAAGUACUGUGGCAUGAAAAAAAUGUCCAUUGAGUACAAUUCAGGACAGUGUCCACUGAGCCAGGGCAGCCACAUGAGGACCAAGCCAUGGACAGAAAGCUCCUCAUUGAAAGAAAAACAUCGAAAGAACCUAUUAUGACUGACACUACUUCAGAGCUAGAGAACUCUACUAAAGUCUUUUGGAUCAGGGUCAGUAUGACCAGCGAACAUCUGACCUCGAAGGGAGCAGUAGGCAGCAGUUUUUAGACAUGGGGCUGUAUUGGAACUGUUUAAUUUGGUUUAAAAUCUUUCCUUCCGGUCAAGAA